ACCGUGCGCGGGUGUGCCCUAACCCUACAGAGCAACUUAACACAGACACUAAUCCAGUCAGAGAGAGUGAGUGAGAGAGACAGACAGAAGAAAUGGCGGGAGAAGGUGAUAGGCGUCCGUCCGAUCCGCCGUUGUCCCCCAAUGACGGAAAUGGAAACCCAGCUUCGACACCUGAUUCGCCUACCUCGGUGGGAUUCAACACGGAUCAACUGCCGUACAACACCAGCCAUGCGUCGGAGCCUUACUCCGACGAAGACGAGGCUUCUGUGGAUCCGGAGAUCAUAAGAGACGAGCCUGAUGAUGUGGCCGAUGUCGAAGAGGAAGGAGAGGACCUUUUCCACGACAAUUUCCUCGACGACUAUCAAAGAAUGGAUGAACAGGACCAAUACGAGUCGCUUGGUUUAGAUGAUUCGGUAGAAGAUGAGAGGGGUUUUGAUCAGAUCAUGGCGGACCGCCGGGCUGCUGAGGCUGUGCUUGAUACCAGAGAUGCUCGAGUCUCGAACCGCAAGUUGCCUCAGCUUCUUCAUGAUCAAGAUACUGAUGAUGAAAACUAUCGACCAUCAAAAAGAACUCGAGCUGAUUUUAGACCCCCAACGACACCUAGAAGUGCUGAUGAUAGUGAUGCAAUGCAGAGUUCACCAGGCGGUGGGGGAGCUAGAUGGAGAGGGGGAGGGAGCAGCCCGGGAGAUGUGCCAAUGACAGAUCAGACUGAUGAUGAUCCAUAUGAGGAUGAAGACAAUGAUGAAGGAGAGUUUGAUAUGUACAGGGUUCAGGGAACUCUUAGGGAGUGGGUCACACGGGAUGAAGUUCGGCGCUUUAUUGCAAAAAAGUUCAAAGAAUUUUUGCGCACAUAUGUAAACCCAAAGACUAUGCAGGAAGAUUAUCUAAAACAGAUAAAUGAGAUGGUGUCAGUUAACAAGUGUAGCCUUGAGAUUGAUUACAAGCAAUUUAUAUACAUCCAUCCCAAUAUUGCCAUCUGGUUGGCAGAUGCACCCCAGUCUGUCCUUGAAGUAAUGGAGGAAGUCGCCAACAAGGUUGUCUUUGACUUGCAUCCCAACUAUAAGCAAAUCCAUCAAAAGAUCCAUGUUCGUAUUUCAAAUUUACCAGUUUAUGAUCAGAUUCGUAAUAUCAGGCAGAUUCAUUUGAACACCAUGAUUCGUAUUGGGGGAGUUGUUACCCGACGGUCCGGAGUCUUUCCUCAGCUGCAGCAAGUAAAGUUUGAUUGCAACAAGUGUGGGUCAGUUUUGGGCCCCUUUUUCCAGAAUUCAUAUUCUGAAGUCAAAGUUGGUUCAUGUCCCGAGUGCCAGUCAAAAGGUCCAUUCACAGUCAAUGUUGAGCAGACAAUUUACAGGAAUUAUCAGAAACUGACACUACAAGAGAGCCCAGGAAUAGUGCCUGCUGGUCGACUUCCUAGAUACAAGGAAGUGAUACUGUUGAAUGAUCUUAUUGAUUGUGCCCGUCCUGGAGAAGAGAUUGAAGUCACAGGGAUAUAUACAAACAAUUUUGACUUGUCUUUGAAUACCAAGAAUGGAUUUCCUGUGUUUGCCACUGUUAUUGAAGCAAAUUAUGUCACAAAGAAACACGAUCUCUUUUCAGUUUACAAAUUAACUCAAGAGGACAAAGAAGAAAUAGAGAAGUUGGCAAAAGAUCCAAGAAUUGGAGAGCGGAUUGUUAAAUCCAUUGCUCCAUCUAUAUAUGGUCAUGAGGACAUAAAGACCGCAAUAGCUCUUGCACUUUUUGGGGGCCAAGAAAAAAUUGUUGAAGGGAAACAUCGGCUGCGAGGAGACAUUAAUGUACUUCUCUUAGGUGAUCCAGGGACAGCAAAGUCACAAUUUCUUAAGUAUAUUGAGAAAACAGGGCAGCGAGCUGUUUAUACCACUGGAAAAGGAGCAUCUGCAGUGGGGCUUACAGCAGCAGUACACAAGGACCCAGUCACUCGUGAGUGGACACUUGAAGGGGGGGCACUUGUUCUUGCUGAUAGAGGAAUUUGUCUGAUUGAUGAGUUUGACAAGAUGAAUGAUCAGGACAGGGUAAGUAUUCAUGAAGCCAUGGAGCAGCAGAGUAUAAGUAUAUCAAAAGCUGGUAUCAUCACUUCUCUUCAGGCACGCUGUUCCGUCAUUGCUGCUGCAAAUCCUAUUGGAGGAAGAUAUGAUUCUUCAAAGACUUUUACACAGAAUGUAGAAUUAACAGAUCCAAUCAUUUCUCGUUUUGAUAUUAUGUGUGUUGUCAAGGAUGUGGUUGACCCAGUCAUUGAUGAAAUGCUAGCAACAUUUGUUGUUGACAGUCAUUUCAAGUCACAACCAAAAGGGGCCAAUUUGGAUGACAAGUCCAUGAAUAAUUCUCAGGAUGAUCUCCAAUCUAAUGUGUCACUUGAUCCUGAGAUAAUUCCUCAGGAUUUGCUAAAGAAGUACUUAACUUAUGCGAAGCUAAAUGUUUUCCCAAAGUCGCAUGAUGCUGAUUUAGACAAGCUCACACAAGUUUAUGCUGAAUUGAGAAGAGAAUCUUCACAUGGACAAGGAGUUCCUAUAGCAGUGAGGCAUCUAGAGUCGAUGAUUAGAAUGUCUGAAGCUCAUGCAAGAAUGCACCUUAGGCAGCAUGUUACUCAAGAAGAUGUAGACAUGGCUAUUCGAGUCCUUCUGGAAUCAUUCAUAUCCACACAAAAAUUUGGAGUUCAGAAAGCUUUGCAAAGGAGCUUCAGAAGGUACAUGACAUUUAAAAAGGAUUUCAAUGCGAUUGUGCUCCAUCUAUUGCGCGGGCUCGUGAAGGAUGCCAUCCACAUGGAAGAAAUCAUGUCUGGCUCUGCUGCGAAUUUGAGCCAUGUUACUGUGAAAGUGGAUGAACUGCAAAGCAAGGCACUUGAUUAUGGCAUCUCAGAUCUUAGAGAAUUCUUUACCAGUGCUGAAUUUUCUAGAGCCAACUUUGAGGUGGACGAGGCGCGCGGUGUAAUAAGGCACCGCCUUUCUACCUGAUUUAAAGAUUAGAGACAUUCAGCGAGCAGGGCUUUUUGUUGUAUUGCUUCUAUUUUAAAAAUGUAACAGUACCAUAGAUCUGUGUUUAUAUAGUGACUAGUGAGUGAUUAUU
Ipomoea nil (Japanese morning glory) is the source of this 3081-nucleotide messenger RNA. Its product is annotated as DNA replication licensing factor MCM2. Bases 93 to 2969 code for a protein of 958 amino acids. Lineage: Eukaryota; Viridiplantae; Streptophyta; Magnoliopsida; Solanales; Convolvulaceae. The record is from RefSeq and is a predicted model, not a curated record. Gene Ontology annotation, biological process: double-strand break repair via break-induced replication; mitotic DNA replication initiation; DNA replication. Gene Ontology annotation, cellular component: nucleus; MCM complex. The transcript is spliced from 17 exons. Gene Ontology annotation, molecular function: 3'-5' DNA helicase activity; single-stranded DNA binding; ATP binding.